Molecule: messenger RNA, 2018 nt
Organism: Clupea harengus (Atlantic herring)
Lineage: Eukaryota; Metazoa; Chordata; Actinopteri; Clupeiformes; Clupeidae
Product: cytosolic sulfotransferase 3-like
Molecular function (GO): sulfotransferase activity
Source: RefSeq, a predicted model, not a curated record
AUCAACCCACUUAUGUAACCCUACACCAGAGAGAGAAAGAGAGAGAGAGAGAGAGAGAGAGAGACAUGAAACAUGAAGUGUAAGGUACUACUGCAAAGUUUACAAGACACAUCAAAUUCCUGACAAAGAUAAGGAAUAUUGAAUAAGGGAGAUUGUGCCAUCUGCCAGUAUGUCAGCUGAACAGAUGAAGCCGGAGGGGAGACCCGAGAUCUUUGAUUUCCAAGGUAUAUCAAUGGUAAACUACUUCACAGAUAAUUGGGAAAACGUUCAAAACUUUCACGCUCGACCGGAUGAUAUCCUCAUCGCUACGUAUCCCAAGGCAGGCACAACAUGGGUGUCCUAUAUCCUCGAUCUGCUGUACUUUGGCAAAGACAUGCCAGAGAGACAGACCACUCUGCCCAUCUAUGAGAGAGUGCCCUUCUUGGAGUUUGCUGUACCUGUGAUGCAUACAGGGACCGAGCUGGCUGAAAAGCUAUCCACCUGCCCUCGCCUAAUUAAGACUCACCUACCAGUCCAGCUUAUUCCCAAAGCAUUGUGGGAGCAGAACUGCAAGGUGGUGUACGUGGCCCGUAAUGCCAAAGACAACGCUGUCUCUUACUUCCACUUUGAUCGCAUGAACAAGGUGCAGCCAGAGCCUGGUGACUGGAACAGCUACAUUGAAAAAUUCAUGGAGGGCAAAACUGUGUUCGGGCCCUGGUAUGACCAUGUGACUGGCUGGUGGGAAAAGAAGCAGAACUACUCCAAUAUUCACUACAUGUUCUAUGAAGAUCUAAUUGAGGACACGGGCCGUGAGCUGGAGCGCCUCUGCUCCUUCCUGGGUUUGUCCACCACAGCAGAGGAGAGAGAGUGCAUCAGGGGAGGAACGCAGUUUGAUGCCAUGAAGGCAAACCCAAUGGCCAACUACUCCACCAUCCCUGUAAUGGAUUUCAAAAUAUCUCCCUUCAUGCGCAAAGGGAAAGUUGGUGACUGGAGGAACCACUUUACUGUGUCUCAGAAUGAGGAGUUUGAUGAGCACUACAAACAAAAGAUGAAGAACAGUACCCUGGUAUUCCGCACACAAAUCUAGCCUCAUAAAGGAAGGCCCAGAGGAGGACAGUUCAAUCAAUCUCAACAGUCCGGUGUACUGUCUAUAAACAAUCAAAUAUCAUCAAACUAAUAACAUUUCGUAACGUCUCACCUGUCAUCCUCCAUCCUUUGGAGGAAACAUCAAACUGAGGUCUCAACUCAACAGAGAUCUGUGUGGCUAUAAAGGAUCCCAGUAGAACUGCCAAGAGUAUCUCUGACAUAUCUGGUCCAAAUAGGCACAUUUUCAAACAAGGCCCCUUAAAUGGUCUUUACCCCUAGAUAGCCAGUGUUUAGUGACCACUGGUUCACUAUGGCACCCAUCUCAUAAUCCAGGUGGCAUUACUGCAAAACUUUCCUCUUGGAAAGGUUAUUGCAUGAAUUUCUCUCUAAAUGUUUGAAAAAGUGACUGAAUAUUGUAGUGCUUUGGUCUCAUUUCAUAAUGCUUAAUGUACAAAAACUGAGCAGGAUUUGUGCAACAUUUUACAAACGGCACCCCAUAGAACGUAUGGUCAUAAAGGAUCAAAGUGCCAGGAGUCUUACCAAAACCAGCUUUCCUCAAGGGGGGUGACCAGAACACAUGCAACAACGCUUUUAUUUAUGAAUGAUAAUCAAUAUAGCAACAAAGUAUUAUUUUUACCAUUCAACUUUAACCUAGCGUAGCAUGAUAACAUUUACAGUAAUUAUGUUAUUCUGCGAUGAAGAGUCAUACAAUGUGCAGAUAUUCUACAGUGUUGAUUUUAUACUUGAUUUUGCAAUGCUAUCCAGCAAACAUUAUUUUUAACCAAUCAAAAUCUGCUUUGUGAUUUUACUCAUUAUACUAAUCCUGCUGUCAGCUGGGACAAAUAGGCCUGCUUCUUACUCAAAACGGGACUGAAUGGUUGGCAAUGCUUUGCAGACCUCCUCUACCAAGGACAAUUUUUUUAUAUGUUAUGAAUAAAGAACAUAUUAAUACA